Messenger RNA from Moneuplotes crassus, 1676 nucleotides. The record is from the annotation of a GenBank genome assembly. NCBI's taxonomy places the organism in Eukaryota, Ciliophora, Spirotrichea, Euplotida, Euplotidae.
AUGGGAUGAUGAGCGACGAAUAACGCUGAUGACAAGUUGUAUAAAGCUAAUCAAAAAUAUUUGCAGCAGACUACAGAACAGCAAUUAGAAAUGGGCUUCGAUGCAUGACUUCCCUCAAAAAGAAGAGAGACUAGGGCUCCUGUAUUGGAACGCAGCUAUGCAAGUGAGGAGUCUGAAUAUGAGUCUGACGAUUCGGAUAACUCAUAUCUAAAUGAUCCUGACUACUACAACACCAAAGCAAGGCUUAAGAGCAAAUUCAUGCCAUUCCUUUCAACUGGGAAGGAACUGAAGAUCUUCAGUGUGUAUAAAUACUCUGGUGGGCAGAAGGCCAAUAACCUGCCUUUUUGGCCACAAGUAUUUCAUUUCCUGUCAAUCGAAGAUAUCGAAAUUAGCAUGCUAUGCUGAAAGAGGUUUUAUGAAGCUGCCCAAGAUGAAAGAAUUCUUGAAAAAUUUCUGGACUCAGACAAUGAAGAAAGUGAUUCAGAAGAUUCUGACGCCCAGGAUGAACCUGUCCUUAGUAAAAAUGCCAGCAAUAAUUAUUCGAAUAAGGGUAAAUCCUCUGCAUGGAAAGCAGCCUCUAAGAAGAUUAUUCCGAAGACUUCAGAUCAGUACUUAAGCCCUUAUGAAGAAAAUUCCAAAAAUGGGGUAAAUAAUGUUAUUCUUGCGUCUCGAAAACGGAGUGAGAGCUGGACAAAAAUAUCGAUUCAGAAGAAGAGAAGAAAUACUAUUAUCAAAAUGCACAACCAAAGCAUUCUCCAAAAGAACAAAGAUGCUCCAGCUAUCAGGCUCCGUAAUAUGGAUCCUAUAGAGUGAGAACCGAGUGCAAGUGUCUCUAGUGCAAGUGUUUCCUCUGUAGAUAAUUCUACAAAUAAAGACAAUGUGAAUAAUAACCGCCAAGAGGAGAGUUUCUUUUCUAUAAGUCCGUGAGAACCAGUCAAUAACAACUCUUCAAGGGUUAAGAACUUAGAUUCUCAGAAGAGGAAGCAGUCAACAGGAAUUGAGGCAAAGAGUAAACAAUCGUUCGGUUCUCAAGCUAGGAGGAAAUCAAAGAAAUCCUUUAAAUAUCGAAGAGAUUCUAUCCUCAAACGCCUAAAGUUCAAGCCAAUCCUGAAAUUUAGCCAGAAGAACGAACGUGAAAACGAUAUUUUAAAAUAACAUUCAGGAAAAGAUGGAGGUUUAUAACAAACAGCUAUCUUGUGACUCUAAGGAUGAGGAGAACAAAUUCCUCAAACUCCAACCAAGCAGGAUUAUGGAACAGACUACUGAGAGCAGCCGUGAGGGCCAAGCAGGAUAUAUCAACCCCAAUGUCCACAUGACUCAUGAAAAAGGCGAGUCAUCUCCAAAAGUUAUGAAACACAAGUUUGAUAUAAAGAAGCAUUAUGAACAAACAGUGAAUAAUACUAAUCUGAGUAAGGAAGAUAUGCAAGGAAUUCCUUACCCUGAGACCUUUGUGGAGAAUCUGAAAUCAGAGGAUAUUGACCUCAGAAAAAGAAUUGAGAAGAAUAUCAGUGAUAUGAAGUCUAACCUCCAGAAUGAUAAAUACAGGUUCGGUAAAAUCCGGCCAUUCAAUGUUCCUGACAAGGAACUUGAACACAAAGACACAAGAGAUUUUUACCGUACUAGCAAGAACUAGUCAAGCCAAGGGAUGAAUUGAUAAAGCUCAACCAUAAUUUUGA